Porites evermanni is the source of this 780-nucleotide messenger RNA. The record is from the annotation of a GenBank genome assembly. Lineage: Eukaryota; Metazoa; Cnidaria; Anthozoa; Scleractinia; Poritidae.
UUGACAUGUUUGACAACGUGGACAUGCCUAUCGCCACGGACAACUAUCAUGGUCACUAUACCAUGGCCCCUUUUGUUUCUCCUUCUCUACGCUUUCUUGGAUAAGGAGCCUAUCAGAAUAAAAGAACCACCAAUCGGAAGUGGCGCCAUUCUACCAGAAGGAGACAACUUAGAGGAUAAACAAGGAAGUUCCUUUCGUGACAGAUUAUUUGUCGCUAAGGAAAUAUUUCCUUAUAUCUUAUUCCUGCUUAUUACGUACUUUUCAGAGUAUAUUUCGAAUCACGCCAUUAUAACAACGAUAGCAUUUCCAAACGCACCGUUCAAACCCCGGGACCAUUAUCCAUACUACAUACUUUCUUAUCAUAUCGGCAAGUUUAUGGGCCGUUCACACUUACUAUUAGUUUCCGCUGUUUGUCCUAAACUAGUUCAACACGUCAGAAUCAGACGGACUUGGAUUUUAGCUUUGAUAGAGUUCCUACACGGGGUUUUCUUCUUCCUCGCGUCUUGGUUUCGAUUUGUUCCGCGUGUGGAAAUCAUUAUUGCCUUAUGCGCGACCGAGGGUUUUACAGCAGGCUCGAUGUACUUGAACUCAGCUCACACUGUUUCAGAUAUGAUUACUGAUCCUGAAAGGAGGGAGUUCGCACUUUGUUUGCUGACUGUGGGUAACGCGUGUGGAAAGCUCAGCGCAGGGUUAUUAGGUCUAUUCCAAGAACCUUUUCUUAUGAAACACUGCAUGGAGGAUUUAAAGCUGGGGCAAUACUGUUUGACGAGACAUGCUCAU